GACGAUAUACCGCUGCGAAAGACUCGUCGGUGGGGCGCGUCGUUCGGGAGACUCCUGGCCACUCGACAAUGUCAAUCCCGUCAUUCCUCGUGCCUAUGCUCUGUCACUUGUACAUUUUCCGAAGAGGUAAAUUCAGAUCGGCGCAAAGUAAUCGCACGAUCAUUCCGACUCCUCGAUUCCCUCUGUCCGCGAGCAACCCGGUUAUCCUUCCCGAGUGCGUGAUAAAGUGCUGAACGUGCGCGUGCAGUGAGCGUUAAUUACGUCGGUGUAUCUCGUUAAUGUUCAGGGACUCGACACUGUAUCUGACUCCACUUCCCACCGGCACGUGUUUCUAUUGCUGCCCCAUCCAGUUGAAUCGGGACGUCCAAUUUCAAUUGUAUACCAGGAAGAAUCCCACGUAUCCCGCUCUACUGAAUCCGGGCGACAUCACGACGUUGUGGAGCAGUAACUUCAACGUUAAACACCCGACCGUCGUGUACAUUCACGGAUACAGCGACAGCGCUGACGGAACCGGCCCGAUCACUGUACGAAACGCCUAUCUUCGUCGCGGGCCCUACAACGUGAUACUGGUGGACUGGGCCCGGCUGGCGGUUUUACCGUGGUAUAUAACGGCGGUAAAGAAUGCCAAAGUCGUUGGAUCUUACUUAGCCUACAUGAUGAGUUGGCUCGACGCACAAGAAGCCGUCCCUUUAUCCAAAAUUCAUGUGAUCGGCUUCAGCUUGGGCGCGGAAGCUGCCGGUUUCAUGGGGAAGGCUCUGGCACCUCGGAAGAUAGGCAGAAUCACCGGACUGGACCCGGCUUAUCCGCUGUACAUGGAUACCGGGGACGAGGGUCACCUGACGUGGGCCGACGCGACCUUCGUCGACGUUAUUCAUACCGACGGCGGCCAUUUCGGAUUUCCCAAUCCCCUCGGCCACGUCGAUUUUUAUCCGAACGGUGGCAGCAGGCGACAACCCGGCUGUGAUUUGAGGAGUAUCGUUCGCAUGGGCUUCAGGCGGCUCAUCAAUCAAUACAUUACCUGCGGCCAUAAUCGAGCCUGGCGUUACUACUCGGAAUCAUUGGAUAACCCGUAUGGAUUUCCCGCGAGUCACUGCCCGAGAUGGCGAGCCGAUAUCUUGGCGAAUUGCGUGUGGAAGCCCGAGGUUUACAUGGGUUUCUUGGCCAACCCCAAGUAUCGAGGGAAGUACUACCUGCGUACGAACGCGCGACCGCCGUUCGCCACGAAUGUAACGAGACACAAGUUCAGGAAAUGAGGAUCGACGCGCGGCAACUUCGAUUUGGAUGAACCAGAUUGAGAAACGAGAAGACGGCCCUCCGCGCGACCAUCGCUUCCGCCGAGAUUCGCUGUCUCGAAUGAGAUUCGGCCGAGGGGAGUGAGUGCCGAAGCGUUCUUGCGGCAUCACGGCACUAAAUACGCUCGCGAAACGGAAUUGGUUUGCGUCUUCGUCGUUUUCAGUACUUCCUGUAAACAGGCCGCGGCUCGAUCGACUUCCCCGCUUUCCUUCGGAGCGUCGCUGAAGUGACAAUGCAAAUAUUUUUGUUCUGAAGUAGCGAAUAAACAACGUACGCGCGAUGGAACGCGGUACGUUCGACGUUGCCAUAGAGCGAACGAAAUGCGACAAGUUCGCGAGAAAAUCUGAGUCGUAAUUCUGAUUCUAUUACAUUAACUCUAUAUUGUCCAACUUGAAGGACCCAACAAACUUGAGGUAUCCUUCUGUUCGUUUUGCUGAGGCAUUCUAGAAGUACUCAUUUGAGAAUUAUUUAAUAUUCGAUUAUCUUGAAUCGAUAAAAUUUUUUUAUCAUUUCAAUGAUUAAAUUUACUUAAAGUCAACAAAAUUUAUCAAAAUCAAUGAGAUAUUUUUCCCUGUUAAAUACUCUCAGCACGUCUUUUUUUAAAUCUCCACAUAAAGAAAAUGACAAUAAGCUAUGCGAUUUGUAGCAUCAGGAGCACGAUAGUCUGUAUAAAGGUAUCUCGAGAUUCUUUAUUGGCCUAAAAGUUCGACGAUAUUUACAGGCUUAAUGUCCAAAAUCUAAAUUUCAAUUUUCCGAGUGAUCCUUUGAAUUUGAUGAUAGUUGCAGUGGUGUGGAAUGGAAAUUUCGAUUCGGAAAACAGCUCGUGCGUCGCGUUUAAAUGUCGCUGACAUAAGCAGCGUGAUCUCGUGACAGAUAGAGAGGCGCGUUGUUCAUCGUUCCAACUCCCGUUUUAAUUAUCAACCAUAUAUGAGUAAUGAUAAUACAACACGACUGUAUUUGCGCGCUCUCAUGGCGGCGAAUGUACACACGGCCGAGGUUGUUUCACGGUGGUGCAACGUGAACCUCGCAUGCGAUAUUUCGAGAACGUUUUUGCAUGAAAAACGAUACGCCUGAUAACGAACUCGCGUUCGCAAGAGCACCGACGAUGAGAGUUUAACGAUGUUGACUUGUACCGUCGAGUGUUGUGCCUUUGUGUAUCUUUUACGAGCACGAGGAGUUACAUAAAAGUCCCAGCACGCAAUGCCGAUCGGUUAAAAAUAAAUCCAUUAAUUGACUCUGCUGCAACUUUAUUUCUAUGAUCGCGAAUGAUAUGCUCUUAUGUGCGUGUAUAUGUGUAUGCGAGCGACGAAGACGAAAAAAAGUAAUAAGAAAUGUAAAGUAGAAUGACGGGGGAAUAAGAAGCCUAAUGAUCGUAGAAACAACCGGCAAUUUUCGUGCUAUUUUCCAUGCGCCCCCCUCUUCGAGAUAUGUAAAUUUCAAGGCCAAGGUACUCUAUUUAUUUCCUAUUUUGGGUAAUCGAUGAGGGAGUCUCAAGAACGAUGCGCCUUUCGGCGAAGGGAAGUGCUUAUGUUAAAAAUUACGAGUGACAGAUUGAGGAAAGGCUAAGAAGAAACUAUGGCGUGCGCCGU
This is a messenger RNA of Odontomachus brunneus, 2882 nucleotides long. RefSeq names its product pancreatic lipase-related protein 2. Bases 279 to 1253 code for a protein of 324 amino acids. The transcript is spliced from 6 exons. Gene Ontology annotation, molecular function: lipase activity. Gene Ontology annotation, biological process: lipid metabolic process. Lineage: Eukaryota; Metazoa; Arthropoda; Insecta; Hymenoptera; Formicidae. The record is from RefSeq and is a predicted model, not a curated record.